AUGGCUUCACAGGUCAGCUCCCACGAUGUGGUGAGACGCACAUGGCUACGGUGCUGCAAGUGGUUUAAUGACCUCCUGAGAUCGGGAAGGGAGAAGACAGCACACAACAAAGCUGAGAGGCUGUGGACUGGCGGAGGGCAGCCGCACCUUCUGAUCAUCACUAGAUAUGAGCAGGAGGCACUGGAGCUGGAGAGGCGCCAUGUGUCCAGGUCAACCAGCCACGAAACCAGCUCCCAAGAAGGGAGCCAAGAAAGCCUUAAAGAAACCAGCAGCAAAGGGCGGCUAGAAGCGGCGAAGGUCGAGGAAGGAGAGUUACUCCAUCUACAAAUUGAUGAAGCAGGUUCACCCGACACCGGCAUCUCCUCAAAGGCCAUGAGUAUCGUGAACUCGUUCGUGAAUGAUUUUUUCGAGCGCAUUGCAGGUGAGGCUUCCUGCCUGGCCCAUUACAACAAGCGCAGCGCCAUCGCUCCCCGGAGAUCCAGACCGCCGGGCGCCUGCUGUUGCCUGGGGAACUGGCCAAGCAUGCCCUGUCAGAAGGGUCAAAAGGUGGUGACCAAGUACACCAGCUCCAAGUAA
Messenger RNA from Carcharodon carcharias (great white shark), 576 nucleotides. Its product is annotated as histone H2B.1-like. The record is from RefSeq and is a predicted model, not a curated record. The transcript has 3 exons. Bases 1 to 576 code for a protein of 191 amino acids. Gene Ontology annotation, molecular function: protein heterodimerization activity; DNA binding; structural constituent of chromatin. Gene Ontology annotation, cellular component: nucleosome. Lineage: Eukaryota; Metazoa; Chordata; Chondrichthyes; Lamniformes; Lamnidae.